AUGUCAUCAGACCAAGCACAGACUGACUGUGAUGAUAUUCCAAGUGCUGUGACUAAUCAAACGGAUAAGCCAAUGGUCAAGAAACGUUCUCGUAAUAUGCCUUUGCAUAUUAUCACGUCAAUACCUUCGAAACCGUCAUCUAAUAGUGCGGUUGAGGACCCGAAAAGCAUUCCAUCAACUUCUCAGAUGGCAUCAGCAGCCACAUAUGAUGCAGCCACUCAGCAUACGUUUGUUGUGAGUGAUUUGGAAAGACGCAUACGCGACAGUGCACGCUUGAAUAGUAGCACGUCAACACCAGUGUCUGAAUCCAGUAACUGUAGUAAUUCGCUGACGGGUAGCAGUUUGACGUUGACACCCGACCCGCUGAUCAUAUCAAGUUUGGAGAGUUCAGCACGGACAAUCGCGGCCAAUUUAGACGUUUUACUGAGGGAUUUACGUGGAUCUCUACAUGGUAUGAGCGAUCUGACGGUUGAGGCGUCUGAGUGUUAUGCCGAU
This is a messenger RNA of Anisakis simplex (herring worm), 495 nucleotides long. The record is from the annotation of a GenBank genome assembly. Lineage: Eukaryota; Metazoa; Nematoda; Chromadorea; Rhabditida; Anisakidae.